CCCCGGCCGGAAUCGAUUUCAAAUUACCCCUCCACUAGUCGAAAUUAAAUAAUGUAUUGUAUUUCUUUCAUGGCGUCUGCCACCCCUUUAUAUAGAUCCUCGUCUAUCCUCGGAAACCCCAAACCCGAAACACAAUCUAUUCAUCACAGCUUACUGAAGCAAGCAACAAGGCAAACCCCCAGAAUGGGGAAAUGCAGGUCACUUUUGGUGUUCCCUCUGCUGAUUCAUGCCCUGUGCUCCUUACUGCUUCCUCAGCCCAUACUGUCGAAUGAGCUGAACGAGUUCUCUCGUCAGCCUCCUCGCCCAGUCAUCUUCACUAAUCACGACCGCUCCGACUCUGAUCCUCAACAGGUGCAUAUUUCGCUGGUGGGGCGAGACCACGUGAAGGUGUCGUGGAUUACAGAGGACAAGCACGCACCAUCGACGGUAGAGUACGGGAGAGUGUCUGGGGAAUACAGUGAGAAGGCAAAGGGGCAUCAUACGUCGUACAAAUAUUUCUUGUACAGUUCCGGCAAGAUCCAUCAUGUCAAAAUCGGACCACUUGAGCCAAGCACCACUUACUUCUAUCGCUGCGGUGGGGCUGGCCCUGAAUUUUCCUUCAAGACUCCUCCGGCUGACCUCCCCAUUGAAUUUGUGGUCGUUGGUGACUUGGGGCAAACAGAAUGGACUGCAUCGACCUUAAAACACGCCGAUAGCAAAGACUAUGACGUAUUUCUGUUACCGGGAGACCUGUCAUAUGCGGACACUCAUCAACCACUAUGGGAUUCCUUCGGUCGUUUUGUGGAGCCGUAUGCCAGCCGACGGCCAUGGAUGGUGACGGAGGGCAAUCACGAGAUCGAGUCGUUUCCCACCACUUACCCUGAAAGCUUCACGGCCUUCAAUGCUCGUUGGCCUAUGCCUUUCAAGGAAAGUGGCUCCACCUCCAACCUCUACUACUCUUUUGAGGUCGCAGGUGCCCACGUUCUCAUGCUGGGCUCUUACAUCGACUUCCACGUGGACUCUGACCAGUACAAGUGGCUUCAGGCCGACUUGGCCCGUGUCGAUCGCCGCAAGACUCCUUGGCUCAUUGCUCUCCUUCACGCUCCUUGGUAUAACACUAACACGGCGCACCAAGGUGAAGGCGAGAGCAUGAGACGGGCCAUGGAAGAUCUGCUUUAUAACGCCCGAGUUGACUUGGUCUUUGCCGGACACGUCCAUGCAUACGAACGCUUUGCUCGAAUUUAUAACGACAAGGCUGAUCCGUGCGGUCCCAUGUACGUGACGAUUGGGGACGGAGGAAACCGGGAGGGACUUGCAUUAACGUUUAAGAGUCCAUCGAGCCCUCUGUCGCUGUAUCGGGAGCCAAGCUUUGGGCAUGGAAGGUUGAGGAUCCUGAACGAGACGCACGCGUAUUGGUCAUGGCACCGCAACAACGACACUGAUUCAUUUGAAGCUGACAACGUUUGGAUACACAGUUUAAGCAGCUCCAAAGCAUGCUGGCACCCCACUUGUGAUGAACUCUGAUUAAAAACACAGGCUACACCGAUUAAAUUAUUGCGCGUCAGCUCGGCCUUAGUUAGCUUCAAACCAGUCUCUUGUUUGUUAAUUUCCUGUAGGAUUAUUUUCGCUUUAUAUUUUGAUCGUCAUUGAUUGUUUUAUUGCUGG
Neltuma alba is the source of this 1644-nucleotide messenger RNA. Its product is annotated as purple acid phosphatase 22. The record is from RefSeq and is a predicted model, not a curated record. Gene Ontology annotation, molecular function: protein binding; acid phosphatase activity; metal ion binding. Lineage: Eukaryota; Viridiplantae; Streptophyta; Magnoliopsida; Fabales; Fabaceae. Bases 52 to 1503 code for a protein of 483 amino acids. The transcript is spliced from 5 exons.